Messenger RNA from Aspergillus melleus, 1536 nucleotides. RefSeq names its product putative cyclin-dependent protein kinase complex component (gene PCL7). Gene Ontology annotation, biological process: regulation of cyclin-dependent protein serine/threonine kinase activity. Gene Ontology annotation, cellular component: cyclin-dependent protein kinase holoenzyme complex; nucleus. NCBI's taxonomy places the organism in Eukaryota, Fungi, Ascomycota, Eurotiomycetes, Eurotiales, Aspergillaceae. The record is from RefSeq and is a predicted model, not a curated record. The transcript has 2 exons. Bases 1 to 1536 code for a protein of 511 amino acids. Gene Ontology annotation, molecular function: protein kinase binding; cyclin-dependent protein serine/threonine kinase regulator activity.
AUGGGAUCAGUCGCUCUCGAUCAGCCGCGGUCGGAUCACCUCGAAAGCUCCUACACCAUGCUGGGAGGCGCCGUCACUCCCUCGGAAUCCGCGUAUCGACCGUCGUCUCGCCACGCCGCUCCGUCAGCGCUGGAAUCCGGCAGCUCGAGGUCCGCGUCGACCAAUACCACCCCCACUUCGACUACGGCCCCGCCGUCGACGUCCGCUGCGGGCUCUGCUCGCCUCCCCUCCUCCCACCAUCCGCAGGAUGUGCCGUCCUACCUGAGUCGUCCAUCUCACCCGAACUCCCUACCUUCGACUCGGGCCUCGUCUGCCACGCCGGGUUCGACCUACGCUCAGCCCCCCUCCACCAGUCAUAUGCCUCCUUCCGCCUCCUCUCAUGCGCCGCCCCAUGUCGAAGGGACUGCCGUCCCCGCGUCGCGCCCGGACUCUCGCGCCUCGCCGGCCUCGCCCCGGCUGAGACCGACCUUCCAGUCCCUACGCUCCCUAGCCGGCUCGGAAGCCAACUCUCCCAGUCGCAUUAAAGUGCGGGAUCUGUCCCACAUCCAAAGCUUCGCCAGCGAGGAGUUCCUCGCCCAGUCACAGCGGGACCAGGCUCCCGGCCAGUGGUCUCAGGAGCGCCAGUACGAGAUUAGUUCCAUGCCGGUCACGGACAUCAUCGAGAUGGUUGCUGGGCUUCUGACCAAGAUCACUACCACCAACGACAUGCACCACGAGCAUGUCCAUCGCCAUAUCCCCCCGCCCGACGGCACGGCGAAUCUCAGCCCCCAGGCCACCAGCGUGCUGGCCUUCCACGGCAAGAAUGUCCCGAGUAUCAGCAUCCUCAGCUACCUGACUCGGAUUCACAAGUACUGCCCGACCACCUACGAGGUCUUUCUCAGUCUCCUAGUCUAUUUCGAUCGUAUGACCGAGAUGGUCAAUCAGGGUCAAUUGGAUCGCCUGCAGCGCCACUGGGAUCCCAUCCAAACCGAACCCUCCACGGUCACAACGCGGCCCGCGUCGUCGGAGGGCUCGACCGGUCCGGCGCUGCACGCCUCGCCGAUGGUCACCCCGCCGUCGUCGACCGGCAUGAGGGCUCAGGACCCCACGUCUCCUUCCAUAUCCCCGUCUUUACGUCCUCAGGAGGAAUACGAUCCCUUGUCACAUUUCUUCGUUGUCGAUAGCUUUAACAUUCAUCGGCUGGUCAUCGCCGGCGUGACCUGUGCCAGUAAAUUCUUCUCUGACGUUUUCUAUACGAAUUCACGAUAUGCAAAGGUCGGAGGACUUCCGUUGGUUGAACUCAACCACCUCGAACUGCAGUUUUUGUUGCUGAACGAUUUCCGUCUGUCGAUUCCCGUGGAAGAACUGGAGGCGUACGGAACGAUGCUUGUCGAGUUCUAUGCUCGAGAGAUUGUCACGCAGCAGCAACAGACACAACCGCCGCCCCCUCAGGCAGCAGCCACAGCGCCGUAUUCGCAGUCCGACGAGAUGUAUACGCGUCGCGAGAAGCACCGCCCCGAUCACUCGGAAGUUCGCCAGACCCCCACUCCGCCUUAA